Molecule: messenger RNA, 684 nt
Organism: Opisthorchis viverrini
Lineage: Eukaryota; Metazoa; Platyhelminthes; Trematoda; Opisthorchiida; Opisthorchiidae
Exons: 6
Coding region: 1-684 (227 amino acids)
Source: RefSeq, a predicted model, not a curated record
AUGGUCACACUAAAUGCCCUCUUGUUGGAUCGGAAGCGGACAACUGUGGAAUGUUUUCUACGGUCGAUUUUGCGAGAUGACCCAAGUGGUAAGAGCGCGAAAUUACUGACCGGAAGGUCCGUGGUUCGAAUCCCACCUCUGCCUCUCGACUUCCCCUGUCUAGGCUUGGGCAGCCUGGAAGUAUCCCAGCCCUCGUGCUUCCUUAGGGCAACUGAAUGUGGUGCACCAGGCCGCCCCAUGUUUCAGUUGGUACGAUAUUCGAGAUAUCGCGAUACAGCUACAUUCUCGAGUCUCCAGUUCAAAGCAGGUUGGUGUACAAAUGAGUGUAUUUUGCGCAUUCCAUACAAUUUUGUUUCAACCAGGCUGACUGAUGGACUGAUGAGCCUGAAGAAGGGCGAAGCUGAUCAUGGGCUGUCGAGUUCCCAUAAACGGAUCAAAACCCAUCGUUUUCGAAAAUGCUUGGUAACAAUCGGUAGAUUUAUUCUGGGCAACAAAUCAACCGACUGUCGCCAAACUUUUCCAAAUACGAUGGGUUUUGAUCCGCAACGGGGGCGAGAUGAACCAAGCUUGGGCGACCUGACAGUAUCCCAGUCCUUGUGCCUCCUUCGUGUAGCAUGGCAGCUAGGCACCGGAAGUAUGUUACAUUUGAACGAUUUUCUUUGCUGGGCGUCGUUUUGCUCUUGA